Aphidius gifuensis is the source of this 904-nucleotide messenger RNA. It is a transcript of the gene ATPsynB, whose product is annotated as ATP synthase subunit b, mitochondrial. The record is from RefSeq and is a predicted model, not a curated record. Gene Ontology annotation, molecular function: proton transmembrane transporter activity. The transcript is spliced from 4 exons. NCBI's taxonomy places the organism in Eukaryota, Metazoa, Arthropoda, Insecta, Hymenoptera, Braconidae. The coding region runs from base 74 to 781 and encodes 235 amino acids. Gene Ontology annotation, biological process: proton motive force-driven ATP synthesis.
UAAAAAAAAAAAAGUUUGAGGUUAAUUUUUGUGUGACGAUUUUUUUUUUGUGUCUACGGAAUAAAAAAAAAAAAUGUUGUCAAGAAUAGCUUUGCGUAAUGCCAUAACUCGUUUGCCUGUUGUGGCACGAGCUCAGAGUUCAUCAGCUGUUGAUACUCAAAGACGAGGAAGACCAAUUGAUCCAUCACCAGUUCGUCAUGGUUUCAUUCCAGAAGAAUGGUUUACUUGCUUGUACAACAAGACUGGUUUUACUGGUCCAUACAUGUUGGCACUUGGUCUAUCAACAACUCUUGUGUCAAAAGAAAUUUAUGUUCUUGAGCAUGAAUAUUAUACUGGUGUCUCUGUAUUAAUUGUGAGUAUACUUGCUGUUAAAAAACUUGGUCCAAUGGUUACAAAAUGGAUUGAUGAAGGUAUGGAUAAACAAGAAAGUGAACUUAAUGAAACAAGAGAUAGUGAAUUACGUCAGUAUAAGGAUCUUAUUGAACAUGAAAAAAAUCAACAAAUGAGAACUGAAGCUCAACAAAUGAUUCUUGAUGCUAAAAAAGAAAAUAUUAAAAUGCAACUUGAAGCUGCUUAUCGUGAACGUAUUCACACUGUUUACACAGAGGUCAAAAAACGUUUGGAUUAUCAGCUACAAAUUGCAAAUGUUGAACGUAGAGUUGCACAAAAACAUAUGAGUGAUUGGAUCAUCAAUAGUGUUCUUAAAUCAAUAACUCCAGAUCAAGAAAAAGCUAAUCUUCAACAAUGCAUUGCUGAUUUACAAGCACUUGCACCAAAAUAAAAUGUUCCAUUGUAGACAUGCUAGAAUGUUACAAUAAUUAUAUAAUUUACUCAAAAAAACUUGUAAAAGUCGUAAAGUAAUUCAUUAAAAAACAAAACAAACAUUAAUAAAAAAUAAAAUUUC